Ostreococcus lucimarinus CCE9901 is the source of this 1248-nucleotide messenger RNA. RefSeq lists its product with no specific name. The transcript has 2 exons. NCBI's taxonomy places the organism in Eukaryota, Viridiplantae, Chlorophyta, Mamiellophyceae, Mamiellales, Bathycoccaceae. The record is from RefSeq and is a predicted model, not a curated record. The coding region runs from base 1 to 1248 and encodes 415 amino acids.
AUGUCGCGCGACGCGCUCGCGUCGGUCGCGCGCGCGCGCGCGCCCGCGCCGGCGCGCGAACGCCGCGCGAAGUCGCGCGUUCGGGACGGCGGUGCGUCCCGAACGCGCCGAACGCGCGACGCCGCGACGCGCGCGCUCAUCGCGCCGACCGACGCGCUCGGUGUUUGGACCGCGGUGCUCGCGUGCGGUGCGUUCGGGCUUUGGGCGGAGAAGCGCCCGUGGGGAGCGAACGCGGGCGGCGCGCCGCUGGUGAGCACGCUCGCGGCGCUCGCGCUCGCGAACGCGGGAAUCAUGCCGACGGACGCGCCGACGUACGGGAUGAUUAAUGGGUUCUUGUUACCGCUCGCGGUGCCCAUGUUGCUGUUCACGGCGGACGUGCGACGAGUGCUGCGCGGAUCGGCGCGCUUGUUGCCGUGUUUCGUCGUCGGCGCGCUCGGGACGACGCUCGGGACGCUGGGGGCGUUCGCGGCGGUGCCGAUGACGGCGCUAGGAGCGGAGGGGUGGAAGAUGGCGAGCGCGUUGAUGGCGCGACACAUCGGGGGGGCGGUGAAUUUCGUCGCCGUGGCGAACGCGUUGGAGAUGACACCGAAUAUCAUGGCGGCGGGUUUGGCGGCGGAUAAUUUGAUGAACGCGUUGUACUUUAUGGGAUUGUUCGCGCUGGCGAAGGGCGUGAUGCCGAAAACGCGCGACGGCGGAGACGGCGAGGGCGCGGGUGAGCCUUUCAGCGCGUUGCGCGCGUCGUACGCGCUCGCCGUGGCGGCCUCCGUCGGAUACGCGGCGAAGCUCAUCUCCGCCGCGCUCAAUCUGCGUGGCAUGGACAUCCCGAUCAUCACGUUGAUAACGGUCGUUCUCGCGACGGCGAUACCUAGACGUCUCGGAGCGCUCGCGGGCUCGGGCGAGGCGCUCGCGACGCUCGUCAUGCAAGCCUUCUUCGUCGCCGUCGGCGCGUCGGGAUCCAUCACCCACAUGCUCACCACUGCGCCGUCCUUAUUCGUCUUCUCCUGCCUACAGGUCGCCAUUCACUUAGCAUUCCUCCUCGCCGUCGGCAAAGCGCUCAGAUUCGACAAAGCGAACGCUUUACUAGCCUCCAACGCGUGCGUCGGCGGUCCCACCACAGCCGCCGCGAUGGCUUCGGCGAAAAAUUGGAAAUCCCUCGUCGUCCCCGCCAUGCUCGUAGGCGUUCUCGGGUACACCGUCGCCACCUUCCUCGGAAUCGCGUUCGGCAAAACUGUCUUAGCUCGCAUGUAG